Molecule: messenger RNA, 1728 nt
Organism: Leptinotarsa decemlineata (Colorado potato beetle)
Lineage: Eukaryota; Metazoa; Arthropoda; Insecta; Coleoptera; Chrysomelidae
Gene: Usp12-46
Product: Ubiquitin-specific protease 12/46
Biological process (GO): protein deubiquitination
Cellular component (GO): nucleus; cytosol
Molecular function (GO): cysteine-type deubiquitinase activity
Source: RefSeq, a predicted model, not a curated record
UCGUCAAAAUGCGAUAAUGGAAUGGAGAAGUCUCGCCUGAUAAUUGUGUUAAUUUUGCACAUUUACAACUCAACAGUUAUGGAUUAGCAACUGAAAUAUGGGUGCAAACAUUUCCCAAUUGGAACGAGAUAUUGGUUCAGAACAGUUUCCGUGCAACGAGCACUAUUUUGGUUUGGUCAAUUUUGGUAAUACCUGCUAUAGUAAUUCAGUACUUCAAGCACUUUAUUUUUGCAAACCCUUCAGAGAGAAAGUGCUGGAGUACAAAGCGAAGAAUAAAAGGACUAAAGAAACGCUGCUCACAUGCCUCGCAGACCUAUUCCACAGUAUAGCGACUCAAAAAAAGAAAGUAGGUUCUAUCGCACCAAAAAAGUUUAUAGCAAGGCUACGAAAAGAAAAGGAGGAAUUUGAUAAUUACAUGCAACAGGAUGCUCACGAGUUCCUGAAUUUUCUCAUCAACCAUAUUAGUGAAAUUAUAUUAGCUGAAAGACAACAGAAUUCGACGACGAAUAAUGUGAAAUCAAAAGCUGCAGGUGAAAAUGGAACCGCCCACACUACUCCUGAGCCUACUUGGGUGCACGAAAUUUUUCAGGUUAGUGUUACUAGAUUCACAGAAUCGGGAAGAAUCAGCUGCAAUUUGUCUGAUGACGCCGUGAAUCCGGACAGGCUCUACGACCUCGUAGCAGUUGUGAUACAUUGCGGCAGCGGCCCCAACAGAGGGCAUUACAUCAGCAUAGUGAAAAGUCACGGAUUCUGGCUUCUCUUCGACGAUGACCAAGUUGACAAAAUAGACGCAUCGACCAUCGAAGACUUCUACGGACUGACGGCUGAUACGCAGAAAUCUUCCGAAACGGGCUACAUCCUGUUCUACCAGAGCCGCGAGAGUUUAUGAGCUCUCCUGAAAGUUGCCUUACCACGGCGGCAGGCGAGACAGUCGUCGUUGUGGACCGUCCCCCGCCCAGCCCGGGAGAGGCGGUGAAAACGAAAUAACCGACGAGCGGAUUGUAAAUAUUCGAGAGGCAGAGAUCAUCGGGAAGUUAUUUAUUUUUUCUAUCGUAUUUUUGUAUUUAUUUUUUCCAAAGUCGUUUCGUUGGUCGUCGGCGAGAAUUGCUUGUUUCUGGGAGGUGAUGCGGAUGGCGCCAUCUGCCGCAUUUCCUCAUAACUGGUUUUUGGUGGCAGGUUCUGGAUUUUUUUUUGAGAAGUUGCGAUUACCAUUUUUUGACUUUUGGCAACGAAAGAAUGUCAUAAUAACUAGUAAAAACGAAACCAAAUAAAUCUUGGUUGAAAUUUAAAAUAAGAAUUAGAUUUUUAAGGUGUACGUCGUCCUAUUGGACUUUACUAGAGGAACCUCAGUCUAUUUCCAUGAAUAUUUCUUCAGGUUUUCAAUCGUCUCUGAGCAAUUUUCUAUAACGAAUAGUAUGAAUGAUGUUCAAUGUUGUAAGGUAAACAAUUUGAAAACUGAGUUUUCUUCAAACAAACUAUUCAUAGAGGUAUUUAAAAAAAAAGUCAUGAGGUUAUUUUUUUCAACUAUCCAUUUUUCAACAUUUUUGAGUCUCUACAUCAAGUUCAUGAAAUCGAAAAUUAUUUAUGCAACUGGCAACACUUCUGAGUACUUUUGUUAUCCUAAUUAUCGAGUGGGUAUCAAACAAUUCGUCUUGUGAAAUUGAAAAUAUACAUUAUGCAAUCCCCAAUUAUAAAAUAUUAUCACUCGAAGAAGCAGUUUUGCUGUGU